AUCAUAUAUUAUAUCUCUAUGAUUUCUAUAUUAACUAGUAUUUGUAUUUAAUUGUUUUUUAAAAGUAUUGACGAAUGCUGUAAAAUUCAUAACCUGGUUGUACCAUCUUUGUAAGGAUUGAAAUUUUUUUGUAUACAAAGUUUUUGAUGAACAACAAAAAGUGUAUGCAAUUGCUUACAAACACGAGUGUGCUGGAAAUAUGCUUAAGAACUGCGUCAGAUUAGAAUAUCAACCUCUAUAAUGCACAGAUUCUUUUUAUAUUUUUCAUUAUUAAAAUAAUGUGCAUGAAGUAUUUAUGGAAAGAAGAAAAUAUUCAGUUUCAUAACCUGUGAUGCAGUAUCAAUAGACGAAUAGCCAGUGGCUCCAUUUGCCCAAAGACGUCUUGGAUAACUAAACAUUUUUUUCGGCAGAUUUAAAAAAUAGUAUAUCCUACAAAAUAGAUAUGUAUAUCUUUGUUAGGUCAAUUAAACUCAAAAUGGCUCAAGUCUUAUGUGCUGCGCAGUGAAAAGUUAAGAUCAUCUGAAAAAUAAGUUGAUUUACCUCGAUAUGAGUACUUACAGAGAACAGUACCGCAGCUUGAAGCGAAAAAUUAAAUUUUUACUCUACGAAAAUGAGUGUUUUCAAGAAGCAUUGCGGUCCACUCAACGUCAUUUAUUGAAAGCAAAACGAGAUAAAAGUUUCUUACUUGAUAGACUGUUGCGUUACGAAAAAAUAGAUUCGACUCUUAGCGACAAAGAUGAUGAAACAAAUUCUUCAGAUGACGAAAUUUAUCAUGCGGACUUAAAACGGAAAAAAGUUGAUUUCUGUGUAACUAAUCAAUCACAGUUAUAUUUGUCUACCUUAGUGAAGUGCAAUUAUGCAUACCGAAAAAAAAAACCUACGAUGAAAACCAUGAAGACAAACAAUAUCAAAAUGGAUAAAAAAAACUCCUUACAUUGCUCUAUUUUAUCUGAUGGACACAUGACUCCGGAAGAAGUUGAAAGACAUUUGGAAUCACGUCAAAACUAUCUAGAAUUGCUUCCAGAAAAAGCACCAGCUACAGUUCCAACAGAAAUGUUUAGUAAUGAUGCAUCACCAGACAAAUUGGAAUGAAAA
Copidosoma floridanum is the source of this 1095-nucleotide messenger RNA. RefSeq lists its product as uncharacterized. Gene Ontology annotation, cellular component: nucleus; Ino80 complex. The record is from RefSeq and is a predicted model, not a curated record. Lineage: Eukaryota; Metazoa; Arthropoda; Insecta; Hymenoptera; Encyrtidae. Gene Ontology annotation, biological process: chromatin remodeling.